CUGCAGAGAGGAUCUAUUCUUAGGCUGUCUGUCCAGGCCAUCCGAGCAGGCAAGAACUCUUCUGCUUUUUUUUUUACUUUUUUGACUUUUUGUCAAGGAGGCUCCUCGGUGCCUGCCCGUACCCGGGUGUUUGGUCAUCCCGACUGGAGUGAGAACAACUGAGAAGAAAAGGGGGGAAAAAAGGACUUUACUGAUUUGCAACAAAGCUUUUGGCUUUAAACACACUUCAAGAUGAGCAAUUACACAGUAACCCUGUCAGGACCUGCACCAUGGGGCUUCAGACUGCAGGGUGGCAAAGAUUUCAACAUGUCCCUGACCAUCUCCCGGAUCACACCAGGCAGCAAGGCAGCGAGUGGAAACCUCAAUCAGGGAGACAUCAUUACAGCAAUCGAUGGGGUCAGCACUGAAGGCAUGACCCAUCUGGAGGCCCAGAACAAGAUAAAGGCAGCCACCACCAAACUUAGCCUCACCAUGCAGAGGUCGAGACGUCCCGCUCCAGUACCCACAGCCACUCCAAGAAUGGACUCCCCCAUGCCAGUCAUCCCUCACCAGAAGGAAACUACAGACACUGGGGAUGGAGAAGACGAAGAGCAACCUGUCAAAAAAUAUGGCAUCCUCUUAGCCAAAAAGCCUUCCAAAAAAUCUCUUAUUCCAAACACUGAGGAGAAACCUCAGGAGAAUGCAAUUCAUUCUCCGGCUAAAAGCCCUGUCCCAACUUAUUUGCCAUUCGGGCAAGGGAUGAAAACCACCCCAAACCAGAGGGGACAGUAUAAUUCUCCUAUAGGCCUGUAUUCAGCAGAAACUUUAAGGGAAAUGGUCAUGCAACAAGACAGUCUAAAUGGCCUGCCAUUCCUGGGUUCACUUCCUAUUAAAGACCCUCUCGUGGACAGUGCUUCUCCAGUCUACCAGGCCGUGAUCAAGCCUGAUGAUAAGGGCCUGGAGAUGUCUGAAUGGGCCCGUCGUGCCGCCAACCUGCAAUCCAAAUCCUUCCGCAUCCUUGCUCAUAUCACAGGAACUGAAUAUUUGCAAGAUCCAGAUGAGGAGGCUCUUAGAAAAUCAAGGGAGAAGUUUGAAUCUGAAGUAAAAGGCCCAAGAUUUGCCAAACUGAAAAACUGGCACCACGGCCUGUCUGCACAGAUCCUAAACAUCCAGGGGUAAAAAUGUCACCCGAUGUUGCUGGAAAAAAGUUGAGGCAGCAUUCAACCAGGAAUCAGGAAGUCGAUGUAAAGUGAAGUGCAAUGGGUCAAUAGGACAGAGAGGAGUAGUCUAGUGACUGGAAUGUGAGUUAGAGUUAUUAACUAGCCUGUAGACGAGUACAUAAAGCUCCUGUGUUCAAUGUUCAUAUGUCUGUUUGUUUCAUGUACAGUGCCUAUAGAAAAAUCAUCAUGCAGCUUUGAAAUAAUUACUUUAUUCAUCAUACAACCUGACAUCAAAUCGCGUUCCAAAUAACUCUUCCAGCCUUUGAAAUAUUUUGUAGCCUUCUCCUAACCUGUGCCUUUCUACAACUUUAUCUUGAAGGUCUUUUGAAAGCAGGGUGUAAUGCGAGUAAAGGGAUAGAUUUUCACACGGUGUGAUGACUUUCUAUAGGCAUUGUAACUUUCAGCCACUGAAACAUAGUGCAUAGUGCUUAGUUGUCAUUUUCUUUUUCAUUUUAUGUUUCUCUUUUGGCUGCUCUGUUUAUUCUAAAUUAUUGCUGAGUAAUGAAUUGCCUGAAUGAAUUGCUAAUGUAAAAAAAAAAAACUAACCCUUAGAGAAAUGAUAAAAUAUAUGUACCACAUCCACUUUAAUACACUACAGCACAUAUUGAAACCAAAUGUACUAUUGUCAAUGUGAAUAAAACAUUAUUACUUUUAACCAAAUAAACAACAGUGUUGCAAA
Messenger RNA from Danio rerio (zebrafish), 1878 nucleotides. The record is from RefSeq and is a predicted model, not a curated record. Lineage: Eukaryota; Metazoa; Chordata; Actinopteri; Cypriniformes; Danionidae.